Molecule: messenger RNA, 1249 nt
Organism: Vitis riparia (riverbank grape)
Lineage: Eukaryota; Viridiplantae; Streptophyta; Magnoliopsida; Vitales; Vitaceae
Product: F-box/LRR-repeat protein At3g48880-like
Exons: 3
Coding region: 101-1066 (321 amino acids)
Molecular function (GO): protein binding
Source: RefSeq, a predicted model, not a curated record
CAAAAUGCUAGAUUUCGAACAACAGAGUCAAGAGAAAAAAACGAAGACGAAGAAGAAGAAGAAGAAGAAGAAGGAAUGAGAUUUAAGGCACUAUGAUGCAAUGAGUCUUGUUGAUUUUUGUGAAACUGGUGAAAUGGAAGAUGGUCAAUCUGUUGUGAGGAAAUGGGAGGACAUGGACAUCGAUAUUUUGGUGAAGAUAUUCCAAUCAUUUGAUAUCUUUGAGUUGACAUCGGGCAUUGCUCAUGUUUGUAGAGUUUGGCGCAUGGCAGCUUGUGAUCCUUUUCUUUGGAAAACGCUUGAUUUAACGAAGUUGGAAUCCCACUUCAUCAAAAUCCCCUUAGAGCCAUAUGUUUAUGUGUCUGAUCAAUCAGAUAAGUCUUUGACGCGACUGUUAAAGAUUUCAUUAAAUCUUAGCCAAGGGAACAUUCGCUCGUUGAUUUUUCAUUUCAAUCUAUACCUGAAUGAUGAUCAGUUAACUUAUAUUGCUGAAAGGUGCCCUCGGCUCAGACGGCUUGUUCUGCCAGCUUGGAAUCGAAUAAAGAAGAGUGGGAUAUGCAAGGCUAUUCGCAUGUGGAAAGAUCUCGAAUCCCUGACAAUGCCUAGCAUAGAAAAUCCCCCAUACCUGAUGGAGGAAAUUUCUAAGAACUGCAAUAACUUUAGAGAACUCAAAAUCAUGGGCCCUUGUCAUGUUUUCUUUGCUAAUACACUGGUAGCAUUUCUUCCAAGAUUAAAGAUUCUAAGUCUUAGGUGCUCAGUGCUAUUAAAGGAAGCUUUACUCAGUAUCUUGGAAGGGUUGAAACACCUGGAAGUGCUUAACAUAUCACACUGCCUUCUGAUAGACUCCCAGCGCAUGAAUUCCCAGCCACUUCCUCCAAUGAAAAGAGUUAUGAAGGAGCUUGAUGAAAGCAUUCUCAAGGCAGCUUCUAGAUUACGUGAAUUCUUAACAUGCAUGAACGACUCAUGCAUUAUGUGUGAACGGACGAUCAAUGAUGAAGGGCUCAUGAGGUGGUACAAGUAUGAGGAAGGGCUAUGGAAAACAGAUGAGGCGACCUCUCUAGCUCUCUGAUUAGUGCACCUCGGGUUAAAAUGUAGUGAGUUAGAAGGCUUAGUCCAUUUACCCUUUUCCUUUGUGAGCAUAGAAUGUGUAUUUAACUUCCAUGGAAGAUACAGAAUAAAAACUUUGUUCAAGUGCAUGCUGAUUGAUGCCAUUUUGGCAUUAAUUGAAACCAUUUCCUUUUGUUUCACAUGA